This is a messenger RNA of Vitis riparia (riverbank grape), 470 nucleotides long. RefSeq lists its product as uncharacterized. The coding region runs from base 7 to 339 and encodes 110 amino acids. The record is from RefSeq and is a predicted model, not a curated record. The transcript is spliced from 2 exons. NCBI's taxonomy places the organism in Eukaryota, Viridiplantae, Streptophyta, Magnoliopsida, Vitales, Vitaceae.
UUCAAAAUGAGUUUCAUGACUCUGGCUUUCUUCAUAGGGGCCGGAAUCUUAUUUUCCCUUAACAAUGUUGAUUCCGACCAAGUUUGCAAAGGAGACUUUGGGAGUCUGGUAGAACAAUGCUUGCAAUAUGUUCAAAAGCCCGGUCCGAAAACUCCACCCUCUGAGGGAUGCUGCAACGCUAUCAACACAGUGGACAUUCCAUGCGUCUGCCAGCACCUGCCUCCAGGCGUUGGCGACAUUGUCAGCCUGGAGAAAGUAGCUUUUGUCGUGCGAGCCUGCGGCAAACCUCUUGAGCCUGGAACCAAAUGUGGAAAUUACACCGUGCCACCAGCAGUUUGAGAAGAAGACAAGGGAAAAUGCAGAGUUAUACUAGCAAAUAAAUUUGUGUAGUUUCCUCUUUCAUCUUUCUCGCUAGAGACUUGAUCUAGCGGGAACGUUCUGAAAGCUCAUAAAUCUACAUGUUAGUAAAG